ACGCGCGACGCGACGCGCCCAACUCAUGGAUCGAUGAGAUAAACGCGCAACCCCGCUUUUCGCGUUAAAUCAAUACAAAUUUCAUCGAUUUUCGGAGCCGCAGCCGCCGCACACCGUAUUCGAGGAUCGCACGCGGUGGUUGCGCGCAUUAUAUUGUUUUAUUAAAAUGUGUAAAUGAAUGUGAUUGUGAAAAAAUAUAUCAAAAUGAUAUGCCUUUCUUUAUAUAGAAGUCAUGAAUCAUUAUUUUUUUAAGAGAAAGUAAAAUUAAAAAUGGUGUAAGAUGACAUCGACGGAUACCUAUCAAUUAAAAUGGCACUCGCACAGUUCGCAUUUAAACGGUUCUGUAGCCGCGUUGCUACGUUCGGAGCGAUUCACAGAUGUGGUACUUUGUACAAUGGACGGUUCACAAAUUCCUGCACACAAGUUUAUAUUGAGCUCAUGCAGUGUGUACUUGAGCACUUUGUUCGAAGGACAACGGUCUGUAACACGCAUGGGCGGAAUGUUAUACGUUGUUUUACCUUCAGAGAUAUCUACAAAAGCGCUAAAGAUUCUAGUGGAAUAUAUGUACAAAGGAGAAACAACUGUAUCUAACGAAGUAUUAGAUACAGUAUUAAAAGCUGGAGAAGUUCUAAAAAUUCGAGGUCUCUGGAGACAGACUGAUGAGCCCGGAGGUGACACACCAGCUGAAAAAACAAGCACUCAAACUGUUAACAAACAAACAAAGAAAACAGAUGAACAGCCAAAGAUUACCGUUAAGAAAGAUGACAAACUCCUUAAAUCAUUCAACCCGGUUCAACCUCAGGGUGUUACAAGACCAAUGUUCAUCGGUCCACCGAAGCUUGUCUUUAUUAAGACAGCGGAUGGCGGGACACAAGCGGCGCUCCGUCCAGGCGCACCGAAGGGCCAAACUAUUCUGGUCGCACCCGCACCAACUACUGAAAUGACCACCGCGACCGUCACCACGCCGACUGCGACGACAACGGCCACCGUAUCUCAUACAACAGAGGACUCGUCGGACGAGACGCCACCUCCGCGUAUAUUGAGACGUCAUGCGGCUGAACGCAAGUACGGGAAGAGGCAAAAGACUGAAAAUGCAGAGAAAGAGGCGAAAGAGGCUGAGGAACAAGAAAAUGCGUCUGUUAGUUCAAAAAAAUCCAGCCAAACCCUUUCAGAGAUGAAUACCGAAGUGCACGUCAAAGAUGAACCAGAGUGGGACGCCAGCAGUAUAGAAGAAGAGGAGCGGUCCAUCGCCGAGAUGUUCCAAGCAGAGAUGAGCGUUAAGUCGGAGCCGAUCGACGAUAUGGACAUUGAAGAAGAGAGUUUGCUGUACAGUCCGCUGGCGUGCGAGCUGUGCGCGGAGGUGUUCACCGUGCCGGCGGCCUGGGUGCGCCACGUGCAGAACCACGCGCGCGACCACCACCACCACCCCAGGCGCCGCAAGAAUCGCUCUGCGAGUGAUGACACAGAGGAGACAAUGGCAUUGCUAAGAUGUGAUCUAUGCCAGAAACACUUCCCAAACCCAGCGGAAUGGGUCCGACACAUCCAGAGCACACACACCGAAUCAGAAUUGGCCAUAUCAAACAACAGUGCCCCACCAAAACGUCACAAUCGUUUCACAGAGGGCGCGCAAAACAAAACUUGCUCGUUCUGCAAGAAGACAUUCCCGUCGCACGCCUCUAUGCUCAUACAUAUGCGUACUCACACAGGGGAGCGACCAUUCGUCUGCGGCCUCUGCAACAAAGGCUUCAACGUGAAGUCGAAUCUGCUGCGGCACCUGCGCACGCUGCACGACCAGGUCAUCAGCCCCGCGCGCCUCGACGACGACGAGUGCACGCCCGAGGACGACGUGCCCGGCACCAGCGAGCCCAAGCGCGAGUCUUGAGGACGAGGAGGGGGGGCAGGUAGAGGCCGCGGCCGCCGCGCGGCGCUCGUGUCGGCGUUGUCCAGCGACUCGGCGCUGCGCAAGCAGAGCUACUCGCUGUUCCUCAAGCAGCGCGCCGUGCUCUUCUCCGCCAAGAAGUGGAAAUAGUCACGCCCUUCCCGCUGCCACGAGCCGACGCCGGGUGAUCGAUUACCGGACUGCGCACGGAGGCCCACUCUGACGUGUUGACCGUCUCGGUUGUUAGACGUCGCAUUUCUUAACGUAGUAUUGAAUAGAUAGAGAUUCACUCGAUUCUGAAUCAAAACUUUAUUAAAAUUGCCUAUUUGUUAUUUCAUUAUUGAAAAUAAAUGCGAUGUCUAAUAUUAUUCCAUUAAAUCGAUACGUACAAUUCCGAAAGUAACAUUGUUAGAUAUUCGAAACCGGUGUAUAAAAUACACAUUUAAGCAGCGAUUGGUUAAAUGUUAGUGUGAAGAAUUAUAACGUGUGAGCGAGUGACUGAAUUUUCCUUCUGAAAUUAUAUAAUUAUGUCGAAUUAUUAAUUCGAUCUACCGCCUCCGUUAGUUCUUACAUAUUUUCAUUGUGUUUAUACUAUAUCAAAAGGUAUAAAACCAAUAAUCUCUAUGUUACUUUUAUCAGUGAUCAUCAUAAUUAUUGAAGGAUAUGUGAGUGUUGCAUUAUUCCAGGAAUUAUGCAUGUGCUAACACGUUUGCGUACGAUUAUCGCAGUGGAUACCAUUCUAAUUCGUGGUUAUGACGAUGGCUGAUAUAAAAAUGAAGAGUUGAGAAAACACCUCGGAACAGAAGUUAUGGCAGCGGGCUCGGCGUUGAAUUUCGUAUCCUGCCCACCCUCCUUAUAAAUUUUAAUCUUGUAUUUAAUUGAAUUUUAUUCCUACGAUUAAUUUUUAUUAUUCUCUAAUAUUAAGUUCACUAGUUUAGGAUAGUUUUAAGUGUUUCAUGUGAUCUUUGAAUAUUUCUGGUCAGUUUUAUUUAUAAGUAAUGUUUAGUUUAUCCUAUAGAUUAGUUUAGUUGCGGACAAUAUGUCCUAACAGAAUGUAAUUUUUUUUAGUAUUAUAAACACGCACUAUUCUAUUCUUACGACGGAUGAGCAAAGAAUGUGUUAUAAUCGUAAUUAUAUAAGUAAUAAUUUUACUUAAUGUUCACCAUUCCAAAUGUUAGAAGUAAAUAUUUUGUGUUCCCUGUAUUAUUAUUUAAAUACUCAUGUGUAACAUGGAAGUGACAUUCAAGUUAUUGCUAUUUUA
Messenger RNA from Vanessa atalanta (red admiral), 3140 nucleotides. Its product is annotated as MDS1 and EVI1 complex locus protein EVI1-A. Gene Ontology annotation, molecular function: protein binding. The transcript has 10 exons. Gene Ontology annotation, cellular component: nucleus. Lineage: Eukaryota; Metazoa; Arthropoda; Insecta; Lepidoptera; Nymphalidae. The record is from RefSeq and is a predicted model, not a curated record. The coding region runs from base 281 to 1882 and encodes 533 amino acids. Gene Ontology annotation, biological process: regulation of transcription by RNA polymerase II.